AACGGGCACCCCGUCAUUCACAGCAGAUAAAAGGAUCGGUCAGCUGUUAGAAAUGAGCACAUCGGGGUAUCCAUCCCAUCCGCUGAUGGAUAUCGGGGACUCCCUUGUCGUGCCGGGCAACCCACCACGCGAUGACGGCAACCUGGACUGGGAGCGAUGCGCCAAGCUGCACAACUUCUUAGUGGCAGUGGGCUGGAUGGCAGCCAUGGGAAAACAAACUGGGGAUUUGGACGAACUGAUGCAGCCGGACAAGUUCAACUGGUUCCAGGUGCAUCACCGCGAAAACAUGUGGUCCAACGCCUACUGGGACCAUAGCAGCAUGGACCGUCAGCUUGUCGACUUUCUCGAAGCCAUUAUUGUUCCCGUAGGCCGAGACCAUCCAUUCUUCUUCCAUUGGGCAGCAGGCAUGCCUACACCCUCCGAGAUUCACGACCAUUACAUCAUACAACACUUUGACGACUAUACAAAACAGGACAAGUCUGCUAUAACGUUACUUUACACAAUGACACUCGACAUGAGUAGAGAAGGUGUUGGCAUCGUCUAUAAUCGAAACAUACGCAAGGUUGCCUUUGUACCAACCAUAUUCCACAGCGAUCUCGUGACGCCGGCGUCCGAGCAUCCGGAACGAUGGUUCCCUUUGGAAUUCCUACUCACGCACUGGAUCAAGCUACAUGUAUAUGAAAAGAUUACCGUCGGUCCGCCGAAAUCGCUCCGUCACAGAAUACACGAUGUAUGGAGAAUACAACCAUAUAGCUCAUUUCAGGUCGAAAAUACGAUAGGGGCAUUCGAGCGGUUGGUUAUGGCGAUAGACUCUCGCUUGCCGUCAGAACCCAGAUCGCCAACAGUCCGCAAAAAAUACCUACUCAACGAUGACGACCUUGACGCAGCGGGCGCUCCUGGAAAGUGCUUCGUCAGAGAGUUUCUAACUGGUGCACCAGUCCCGCGGUUUAAAUGCAUUGCCCCAGGCCUGGUCGUUCCUCAUGAUCGUUGGGCCUUUAUUUCCCAACAACGAUUUACAAGGCUUGCCUAUGAACAAUACCCUGAAACCGGCCACAUCAUAAUCCCACCGCUACUCAUAUUUGCAGAUAAAGACGGCGGUACCGUUGAUUUCUCUGGCGGAUAUAAAGGCUACAGCCCGAACCCGUUCCCCAAAGAGAUGCAUCUUGAUCCAUCAGACCAAUCUACACUGGCGGGCCUCUAUAGCGAAUCUGUCGUCCUCAACUCCUCAGACAUGGCAGAGGAAGGAUUCAGACUUCUAAUGCCCUUCCAAUUUGAUAGCAGCUAUACAGGCGCCCGGCUUAGCGAUGGGGCGCUGUUGCCAGUUGGAUCAGUGGCUGAUCUAUUCCAGCACGGGGAUUUUCCAUUAGGCGGUAUGGCGCGCGCUCAGCGUAUGGAACGGCUGUUUGACUGGUGGCGGCAUCUAAUUGAAGAAGGCAUCUGGACUGUCGGAGACGAUGGUGUAGAGGGUAGUAUGGACACAUUCAGAGACGCCGAUCGCGGAAAAUGGAAAGACUACAUGAUCCCGCUAGACACGGAAGUAUAACAGUGUUGACUGGGCAAACAACCGCGCCGCAACCGGCAGCCGACCAACCAAUAUGUACAAAAUUUAAAUUUAAUAAACUUUAAGCGUACCAUCGCGUACCGCGAUAU
This is a messenger RNA of [Torrubiella] hemipterigena, 1650 nucleotides long. NCBI's taxonomy places the organism in Eukaryota, Fungi, Ascomycota, Sordariomycetes, Hypocreales, Clavicipitaceae. The record is from the annotation of a GenBank genome assembly.